GCGGUUCCAACAUGGCGGAGCUGACGGUGGAGGUUCGCGGCUCCAACGGGGCUUUCUACAAGGGAUUUAUCAAAGAUGUUCAUGAAGACUCUCUCACAGUUGUUUUUGAGAACAAUUGGCAACCGGAACGCCAGGUUCCAUUUAAUGAAGUUAGAUUACCACCACCACCUGAUAUAAAAAAAGAAAUUAGUGAAGGAGAUGAAGUAGAGGUGUAUUCAAGAGCAAAUGAUCAAGAACCAUGUGGAUGGUGGUUGGCUAAAGUUCGAAUGAUGAAAGGAGAAUUUUAUGUCAUUGAAUAUGCUGCUUGUGAUGCCACUUACAAUGAAAUAGUCACAUUUGAACGACUUCGGCCUGUCAAUCAAAAUAAAACUGUCAAAAAAAAUACCUUCUUUAAAUGCACAGUGGAUGUUCCUGAGGAUUUGAGAGAGGCGUGUGCUAAUGAAAAUGCACAUAAAGAUUUUAAGAAAGCAGUAGGAGCAUGCAGAAUUUUUUACCAUCCAGAAACCACACAGCUAAUGAUACUGUCUGCCAGUGAAGCAACUGUUAAGAGAGUAAAUAUUUUGAGUGACAUGCAUUUGCGAAGUAUUCGUACGAAGUUGAUGCUUAUGUCCAGAAAUGAAGAGGCCACUAAGCAUUUAGAAUGCACAAAGCAACUUGCAGCAGCUUUUCAUGAGGAAUUUGUUGUGAGAGAAGAUUUGAUGGGCCUGGCAAUAGGAACACAUGGUAGUAACAUACAACAAGCUAGAAAGGUUCCUGGAGUUACAGCUAUUGAGCUAGAUGAAGAUACUGGAACAUUUAGAAUCUACGGCGAGAGUGCUGAUGCUGUAAAAAAGGCUAGAGGUUUUUUGGAAUUUGUGGAGGAUUUUAUUCAGGUUCCUAGGAAUCUUGUUGGAAAAGUAAUUGGGAAGAAUGGCAAAGUUAUUCAAGAAAUAGUAGACAAAUCUGGUGUGGUUCGGGUGAGAAUUGAAGGAGACAAUGAAAAUAAACUACCUAGAGAAGAUGGGAUGGUUCCAUUUGUAUUUGUUGGCACUAAAGAAAGCAUUGGAAAUGUGCAAGUUCUUUUAGAGUAUCAUAUUGCUUAUCUAAAGGAAGUAGAACAGCUAAGAAUGGAACGCCUGCAGAUUGAUGAACAGCUACGACAGAUUGGUAUGGGUUUCAGACCUUCUUCCACCAGAGGGCCUGAAAAAGAGAAAGGAUAUGCCACUGAUGAAAGUACCGUCUCUUCUGUACAAGGUUCUAGGUCUUAUAGUGGAAGAGGCAGAGGUCGUCGGGGCCCUAAUUACACCUCCGGUUAUGGUACAAACUCUGAGCUGUCUAACCCAUCUGAAACUGAAUCUGAGCGUAAAGACGAGCUAAGUGAUUGGUCAUUGGCGGGAGAAGAUGACCGAGAGAGCCGGCAUCAGCGUGACAGCAGGAGACGCCCAGGAGGAAGAGGCAGAAGUGUUUCAGGGGGUCGAGGUCGUGGUGGACCACGUGGUGGCAAAUCUUCCAUCAGUUCUGUGCUCAAAGAUCCAGACAGCAAUCCAUACAGCUUACUUGAUAAUACAGAAUCAGAUCAGACUGCAGACACUGAUGCCAGCGAAUCUCAUCACAGUACUAACCGUCGUAGGCGGUCUCGUAGACGAAGGACUGAUGAAGAUGCUGUUCUGAUGGAUGGGAUGACUGAAUCUGAUACAGCUUCAGUUAAUGAAAAUGGGCUAGAUGAUAGUGAAAAAAAACCCCAGCGACGCAAUCGUAGCCGCAGGCGUCGUUUCAGGGGUCAGGCAGAAGAUAGACAGCCAGUCACAGUUGCAGAUUAUAUUUCUAGAGCUGAGUCUCAGAGCAGACAAAGAAACCUCCCAAGGGAAACUUUGGCUAAAAACAAGAAAGAAAUGGCAAAAGAUGUGAUUGAAGAGCAUGGUCCUUCAGAAAAGGCAAUAAAUGGCCCAACUAGUGCUUCUGGCGAUGAAAUUUCUAAGCUACAGCGUACUCCAGGAGAAGAAAAGAUUAAUACCUUAAAAGAAGAAAAUACUCAAGAAGCAGCAGUCCUGAAUGGUGUUUCAUAAACUGAAGAAGUUCCUAGUUUACAGUUCUUUUACAUUACAUUUUACAAUAGUGCUUGUACAAGCUUGCCAAAGAUAGAAUAUGGAUCGCCAGUCUUUACAUCGCACUUUCAGUUCCUCCAUUUGGAAUUCAGAAAGGGGAGGGAUCCUGAAGAAAUCAUAUGUUAAACAUACUUUGACACCUACUGUGUUAUAAAAUAUAUCAUCAGAUGUGCCUUGAGAAUAGUAUAUGUAACAUUAAAAAAAGUUGCUGGCUAUAGGAAAUGUUAUUUUGUUUUCAAAAUAUGGCAGAGAUGGGGGGAGGUGGGUGGGGGGUGGGAUCCCUAAGGGAAUAUUCUUUAUGAAAGCAUUAGCUGCUUUUGUUACAUUUUUAAUAAUAUGCAACCACUUCUUCACCUGAGGAAAACUAGAGUGAAAUGCAGUCUAAGAUAUUUUGCACUGAAUUGUAAUUUCGUCAUUAGUUUAGUCUGGAAACUGGUCUGUUUUAAUGUGUUUUUAAAAUGCUGUAUGUAGAGGAAAAUCUGCAGGCCACUGGAAUACAUUUGUUAAAUUCUCAUCUGCAGGGACACUGGGUGAUAUUGGCAGUGACUGUUCUACAUUGAGGCUUUGUUUGGUUUAUUUAUUAAAGUGUACAGUAUUUAAAAAAUCAAACAUAGCUUUAGUUAAAACACUAAGCUGAAUUAGUCAUGUCCAUUCAGACAUAACCUGAACUACUGAAAAGAUCAAUUUCCAGAAGGUUUAUUCUGUAUAAACUACAUGUUAGUCUUCAGUAGAGUAUCUUUUCCUUUUCUUUUUUCCCCCUUUUUCUUUUUUUUUCCUUUUUUUUUUUUUUUUGAUUUUGGUUGUUUGAUGUGCAAUAUGUUUUUGUAUGCAGGUAGUAAAUAAACUUUGAUCUUCCAUUUGCUGAUUUUUAACUUUCUACUUUUUAUACCAACUGUUGAAAAGUAGUUGGACCUACUUAAAGGCCUAGAGUAGUAUUCUGAUUGCUUUUUAAGAUGCAUUUAUACUUGCUCAUAAGUAGUAAAAUAUUAGCUGGUCAAUUUAUCAUUUUGUAAUGAAUCCUCUGAAAUCUUAGUACUUAAAAAAAUUUAGUGUGUUAGAAUAGAAUGGUUUAGGGAAUUGAUCAGAGAUUUGAUAUUAGGAAAGUCUUUGUAACAAAAUUCUAAUCAUAGGCAACUUUUGGAAGGCAUUGGGGUAAAAUCCAGAAUUUUACUUUUGCCUUUGAUUCUUUAUUAAAGUUAUUUUUAUAAAGAAGUAUAAUGAGCAGUUUUUAAAUAAGGAAUGUCACGAAUUUGAUUUUUGGUUCUUAAGGAAAUAAUUUUAAAGGUUCUUAUACUAAUGAAUGGAUUUUUGGUAAAUAUUUUAGCCAGAUGUCUUAAUUUUAGGAAGAUACAAACUUAAACGAAGUGUGUUGCAAGGUGAUAUCAAGUAGUUGUGGGUUUAUGGGAGUUGCUCUACAAUAUUAUAUAAAGACUACUGAGCAAGAAGAAAGCUCUUUCACUUGGCAUCUGAAAAGUAUUUUAUGUGCAUAAUUUAUGUUAAUUUACGUGCAUAAAAAAGCUAAGUGAUGUGAAUUUAUGGCUGAAGGACAAUUCAGGUUAUAGUUAAAAAUAUUUGCCAGGUCAGUGUAUGUAAAACCCUAGCCCUGAAAUUUAUUACUGUUGAGGUUAAAGUUGUGAUGAUAUUACAUGCUUUUUCCUAAAACCCUGAUAACUGAAAAUUUUAAGGUGUAGUGUGAAUAGUGCAGUCCUUGAACAUUGAAUAAAUAAUAUCAAGUAAUUUCAUAUCUUAAUAAAAUUACCCACAAAUGUCUUUUUUUUAAUCCACCAAAGUCAGAAACAUGUAAAAUUGUUGGCCUUUUUAUUCUUCUCUUCAGUAGUAGAGUUACAAAUUAAUUAUAAGGUAUGAGAAGAAUUUUCAUUAAUCCCCAAAUCGGUAAAUAUGAUAUAAAGAAAAUACGAUUUUUCAUUUUCUUCCAGGUAGAAUAUUCAGUAAAAUCCUCCUGUAAAGACUGUUUCAGUGGGAACGGAAGAAACACAAAAUCAUCUUAAGUGGGUUUAGCCCAGGGAGUUUUUUUAGAACUAAUAACCUGAUUCUAGGAAAUAAGUAUUAAGAUUUCAUGAUUUACAAAUGACUAAUCCCAAUGUCCUUUAGAAAUAUGUGCUGCAGAAUCAUGAUAGGCCUUUUAUCUUUUUUUUUUUUAAUAG
Messenger RNA from Globicephala melas (long-finned pilot whale), 4249 nucleotides. RefSeq names its product FMR1 autosomal homolog 1 (gene FXR1). Lineage: Eukaryota; Metazoa; Chordata; Mammalia; Artiodactyla; Delphinidae. Gene Ontology annotation, molecular function: translation regulator activity; protein homodimerization activity; mRNA 3'-UTR binding. Gene Ontology annotation, cellular component: dendritic filopodium; axon; presynapse. The record is from RefSeq and is a predicted model, not a curated record. Gene Ontology annotation, biological process: regulation of mRNA stability; positive regulation of protein phosphorylation; positive regulation of translation.